UUGAAGUUGUUAUUUAUAAUUCAGAUUCAUAUACAUGUUAUAUUUUAACUCUCGACAAUAUUUAUUAUUAGGAAUGGAACUAUGUUCGGAAUUAGCCAGACUUUAACUCGACCCAAUUUUUAAUUAUUUUUCCAUUUCUCCCAUCCUUUCUAAUCCAGCUCAACCCGGACCACUAACUAGAUAGUGGCCAAUUUGUAUGCUUGUAGUACUAGUACUCUAGGCAGGUUCAAUGCACCCAAAUGCAUUAUUGGACAAGAUUUUGAAUGGCAAGUAUCAAAAUAAUUGACCUGGUCCUCCACGGCAAAGCAACACACAUUCAUAUAAUCCACCACUUUAUAUGCCUGCUUAUUCCAAAUUGAGCUUGGAACCAUCUCAAAUUUCCUGCAAUUCAAUGAACUCAUCAAGAAUUUCCCUUCGUCCUUUCAAACUCUCUGAUGCCGAUAACUUCCUCAAAUGGGCAAGUGAUGAUAAAGUAACACGCUAUCUAAGAUGGAACACCAUAACCUCUAGGGAAGAAGCCUUGGCAUAUAUUGAGAAGUUUGCAAUACCACAUCCAUGGCGUCAGUCCAUAUGUUUGGAUGACCAAUCAAUUGGAUAUGUUUCUGUCAAACCAGAACAGGGUGAUGACACGUGUAGAGCACAUGUUAGCUAUGUUGUGUCUGCAGAGUACUGGGGGCAAGGGAUUGCAACAGUGGCAUUGAGGAUGGCCAUGUGUAGGGUGUUCAAAGAGCUCUCAGGUUUGGUGAGGAUUGAGGCUUUGGUGGAGGUUGAGAAUAAGGGGUCUCAAAGGGUUUUGGAGAAAGUUGGGUUUCUGAAAGAAGGGUUGUUGAGGAAAUAUGGGUAUUGCAAAGGUGAGAUUAGAGAUAUGUUUAUCUAUAGCUUCUUAUCAACUGAUAAGAUUAUGUGAUUCAUCUGUUCAAAAGUUUUUUUGACCAUGAAGUUUUUUUUUUUAGAACAACCAUGAAGGUUAAUAUGCUCGACAAGAAAUAGUAAAUGAAAUGUUAUCGUAAUUUCUGAAAAUAAAAAACAGGUUCCUAUGAUUUGCUCCAAUGAAAGUUAAUGUAACAACGUUAUUAGUUUGAGGAUUUAUGUAGAGUCUCUUAGUUCAAAUUAGGUUUUGGUUAGUUUUCUUUUGCCGGUCUUCGGCCCUCAUUAAUACAAUAAGAAAAUAUUAUUAUAUUAUAGGGUUGGGCACGAGUUGGGUUAGGUCAGUUUUGGUCCCAACUCAUAAUCCAACCCAUUAUUAGGCUUAAGACCCGCUCAUUAUUAGACCAAGACUCCUCAUUAUUAGGUCAACUUAACCCAUAAUUAUCAUUGGUCUCAACUCGUAAUUACAUGGGUUGGGUCAGUUUAUAAUUUUUGGACUCAAGACUCGCUCAUUAUGCUGCCAAUCCAAUCCUUUUGUGAUUGGAUUGGACGGUUUGAUCAGAUUAACCCAAAAUUAUGAACACUCCUAAGUUUUUGUUCCAAUCGAUAACCCAAUCCAUAUAUAUUGGUUUAUGCUUUUUUGAGCAAUUAAGUGGGUUGAUCCGAAAUUGUGACCUCCCCAAAUAUUGUAAAAGAGAGGUAAUGGAUUGGGUUUCAACUUAUCGACUAGUUCAUAUUCAGCAAAGUGAGGCCUAUUGGUUCUAGGCUCAGCCCACAUAUUAAAUCCCCACAAGAGGCUUAUACCAAUUUGAUCACUCCCAAACUAUAGAAGAAUUCUUACUCAACAUAGACGAGCUCCUUGGGCUAGGUUUAAGC
Molecule: messenger RNA, 1743 nt
Organism: Prunus avium (sweet cherry)
Lineage: Eukaryota; Viridiplantae; Streptophyta; Magnoliopsida; Rosales; Rosaceae
Source: RefSeq, a predicted model, not a curated record